Molecule: messenger RNA, 228 nt
Organism: Bipolaris victoriae FI3
Lineage: Eukaryota; Fungi; Ascomycota; Dothideomycetes; Pleosporales; Pleosporaceae
Exons: 1
Coding region: 1-228 (75 amino acids)
Source: RefSeq, a predicted model, not a curated record
AUGAGAGCACCGACAUGGUCAAGUCCAGAAAUCUUGAUACAAAACAAGUUGGGCACAGAUGGUCUUCCAACAUGCGCCUCCCGACCGCAAGUGUUCACUACUAUCAAGGAUAAUGCCAAGCGCCCAAGAAAGUCAGCCGACAGCACUCCCAGCAUAUCUCUCCAUUUUGAGAUUGAAUGUAUUAAAAAGGUCGAAUUCGUACCACCACGACGGUCAAAAAGCGGUUGA